UGCCGGGAGCGCGGGGAGCGCCGCGCGGGGAGGAGGCGGCGGCGCCGCCGGCUCGGUGCCCGGUCGGCGUCCUAGCAGGAGCACGGUCAUGGAGGUGGUGCUGGCCGAGGUGAAUAGCUUGCUUCCAGAGGAGAUAAUGGACACGGGUAUAACUUUAGUGGAUGAUGAUAGUAUUGACGCUGUCAUUGUUUCGUCCCCAAUUCCCAUGGAGACAGAGCUGGAAGAAAUCGUCAGCAUAAAUUCCGCAGCCGCGCCCGUCUGCACGGAGGCCGUCGCGGGGUACAGCAACCACACUGACCAAGCGGCAGCGAGCGCCGCAGCCCCUCAAGCAGACCCCAGCAGCGCAGUGAAACCAGCUCUCCCAAGUGGCCUUCAGAAACUUGGUGCUCAGACUCCUGUGACCAUCUCAGCCAAUCAGAUUAUUUUAAACGAAGUACCGCAGACAUCCGACCUUGAGCUCGGCAAUCGGACCCUUAAACCAGACGGACAGAAGCUAAUUCUAACAGCUCUGGGCAAGUCUGGCUCGCCGAUUGUUUUAGCACUGCCCCAUAGCCAGCUGCCCCAGGCCCCAAAAGUUCCAGCUCAGGCCCAGUCAGGAGAUGCUAAGUUACCAGCGUAGCAAAUUAAAGUAGUGACCAUUGGAGGGAGGCCAGAGGUGAAACCUGUCAUUGGUGUCUCGGCACUGACCUCAGGAAGUCAACUGAUUAACACUACAGCCCAGCCCUCUGUGUUACAGACCCAACAGUUAAAAACAGUACAGAUUGCUAAGAAGCCUCGAACACCAACCUCUGGUCCAGUAAUCACGAAGCUGAUCUUUGCAAAACCAAUUAAUAGUAAAGCGGUUACAGGACAGACAACUCAAGUGUCACCACCGGUCAUUGCAGGUAGGGUUCUCUCACAAUCCACUCCCGGAACUCCAUCAAAGACCAUAACAAUAUCUGAAAGUGGUGUUAUCGGAUCAACUUUAAAUUCUACAACACAGACACCAAAUAAAAUAGCCAUCUCACGUUUGAAAUCGCCAAAUAAGGCCGUGAAGUCCGCCGUGCAGACCAUCACUGUGGGAGGGGUGGGCGUGUCACAGUUUAAGACGAUCAUCGCUCUGGCGACCGCUCCCAACAUCCAGCAGAUCCAAGUGCCUGGAAGCAAGUUCCAUUAUGUGCGGCUGGUUACGGCCACCAUGGCCAGCAGCUCCGCCCCGCCUGUCAGUCAGAACGCCAGCACCAACACCCAGUCCCUCCAGCAAGCAAAGCCAGUGGUUGUCAACACAACUCCAGUGAGGAUGUCAGUUCCAAUCGUCUCAGCUCAGACUGUCAAACAAGUUGUCCCCAAACCCAUCAACCCAACGUCGCAGAUAGUGACCACCAGCCAGCCGCAGCAGCGGCUCAUCAUGCCUGCCACGCCACUGCCCCAGAUCCAGCCCAACCUCACCAACCUGCCGCCCGGCACCGUCCUGGCUCCGGCCCCGGGGACGGGCAACGUGGGUUACGCGGUGCUUCCAGCGCAGUACGUGACUCAGCUGCAGCAGUCUUCGUAUGUGUCCAUAGCAAGCAACUCUAACUUCACCGGCCCCUCUGGUAUCCAGACCCAGGCACGGCUUCCAUUCAACGGGAUAAUCCCGUCAGAGUCUGCCAGUCGGCCCAGAAAGCCCUGUAAUUGUACAAAGUCCCUGUGUUUGAAAUUAUACUGUGAUUGCUUUGCAAAUGGCGAAUUCUGCAAUAACUGCAAUUGUACUAAUUGUUAUAACAAUUUGGAACAUGAAAAUGAAAGGCAAAAGGCAAUAAAGGCCUGCCUAGACAGAAACCCAGAAGCCUUUAAGCCUAAGAUAGGGAAAGGGAAGGAGGGCGAGUCGGACCGGCGUCACAGCAAGGGGUGCAACUGCAAACGCUCGGGCUGUCUCAAGAACUACUGCGAAUGCUACGAGGCAAAAAUAAUGUGUUCCUCCAUAUGCAAAUGCAUCGGCUGUAAGAAUUUCGAAGAAAGCCCCAAAAGGAAGACCCUGAUGCACCUGGCGGACGCGGCCGAGGUCCGGGUGCAGCAGCAGACGGCCGCGAAGACCAAGCUGUCCUCCCAGAUCUCCGACCUGCUCACCAGGCCCGCGCCCGCGCUGAGCAGCGGCGGGGGGAAGUUGCCAUUCACGUUUGUCACUAAGGAAGUCGCCGAAGCCAUGUGCAACUGCCUCCUGGCGCAGGCCGAGCAGGCGGACAAGAAGGGCAAGUCCAAGGCCGCAGCUGAGCGCAUGAUACUCGAGGAGUUCGGACGAUGUUUGAUGAGUGUCAUCAGCUCGGCGGGCAAAGCAAAAAGCGACCGUUGUGCCAUGAAUUGCUGACUCCCGCGCGAAACACCGACCAGUGGAACGGCACAGAAAAUUGAAGAUUCAGUGAGGGGUUUGAUCAUAACUGGAGGCAGGAGCUGGACAGCCAGUCCCUUUCCUUCCAGGUGCACUCUGCAGGCCACGGCUGUGAGUUCCUGUUCAAGUCAGGGUGACUUAGCCAGGGAUAACAAAAGACUCUGAGGAAUGGACCAAACGUGUCCAUAGUUCAUAUCUCUGGUAUGAUGGACUUGGGUUCCGGAGGGCAGACUCUGAAGGAAGUGAAGCUAAAACUAUCACACUUUAGGAGCUUCCAGGGAUGUCUUUUCAGAAGCUUGUAGUGUAGCGUCAAUCAGCUCAUCUGGUCAGAUGACCUUUUGCCCUGUAGGGCACCAUACUACCUUUCUCCGAAUCACACAACAGGAAGCCCAUAGGUCCACACACGCCAAUUGUGAUUGGUGGAUGCGAUGCCCCCCAGGAGGACUACCCAAUCACCUUGAGGGCUCUGCGGUUGGUUGACAGGAUCACCCCGUGACUUUUCAUCCAGUCAGGUGGCGCGAUGGCCCGUGACGUAGGGAAGCGAGGUCCAUAAAAACGGGUCCCCAACGGCCAGAAACCGCCACAUUCGGUUCUCCAGAGCCCGUGACAGUUGUCUCCGCCAUGGCUGAGCCUUCGUCUGAGAUGUCCUCCGACGCCUGGUCGGUCACCAAGGAGCCUGAAGAGGCUGAAUCGACGACGACGACCCAGAAGAAGCA
This is a messenger RNA of Microcebus murinus (gray mouse lemur), 3063 nucleotides long. The record is from RefSeq and is a predicted model, not a curated record. Lineage: Eukaryota; Metazoa; Chordata; Mammalia; Primates; Cheirogaleidae.